Alosa sapidissima (American shad) is the source of this 4016-nucleotide messenger RNA. RefSeq names its product polymerase (DNA directed), mu (gene polm). Lineage: Eukaryota; Metazoa; Chordata; Actinopteri; Clupeiformes; Clupeidae. Gene Ontology annotation, biological process: double-strand break repair via nonhomologous end joining. Gene Ontology annotation, cellular component: nucleus. Gene Ontology annotation, molecular function: DNA binding; DNA-directed DNA polymerase activity. The transcript has 11 exons. The coding region runs from base 423 to 1970 and encodes 515 amino acids. The record is from RefSeq and is a predicted model, not a curated record.
AGAAUAUAGGCUAUGAUAUGUUAUUUAUGGUUGUUCGGUGUAUCUACGAUACACACUUGUUACUUCUAUGCAUGUUUGAUCUGUUUUCAAUUCAGCGGUUGUGCAAUCAUUUCAGGCAAACAUUUCCCGUUUCCACAUCGGUCUUAUUUUGGCUGGUGCACUGCCUUCAGCUUCGUGCCACUAUUGGUCAAAAUGUUCACUGCGUCAUACUCGCUGCGCUGUUUCAUGCUCCCCGAUGUAAUCUACAUAGUCAAUGCCAAAAAGUAGAUAGACUGUUCAUAUGGCCCAGUCAUUUUAACUUCCCACAUGUAUAUUAUGUAACUUAACGUUAACUGAUCACACAAGAUUUGUCUUUAGAGAGAAUCAACUUUGAACAAAAUAAGUCUUAUUAAGGUGUUAUUAUAACUUUGCUAGCUUCACAGAUGGUGCCUCUAAAGCGCAGGAAAGUAGUCUCAACAUCGUCUGUAACGGACACUGACAUUAAAGCCACGAAAUACCCAGACACCGUCAUCUUUAUCUUAGAGAGAAAGAUGGGAGCCAGCCGCAGGACUUUCCUUAGUCUGCUUGGACGAAAUAAAGGAUUUCAGGUCACAGAACAGUUCAGUGAGGCUGUUACACAUGUCGUCGCGGAGAACAACUCAGGGGAUGAGGUGCAGGCCUGGCUUGAGACUCAAACUGUUAGUCGCACUACGGCUAAUGUGGUUCAUUUGUUGAACAUCAGCUGGUAUACAGAAAGCAUGGCUACUGGCAAACCUGAGAGCAUUCAAGAGAAACAUAAAUUAAAGAUGAGCCACACACCCAGUCCAGUCAUCUCUGCGGUCUCUGCAAAGAGUUACGCCUGUCAGAGAAGAACUCCUCUGAAGCACCACAACUUGUUUCUGACUGAACCGUUGGAGUUGUUGGCAGAGAAUGCUGAGUUGGGUGAGAACGAGGGGCGGAGCGUGGCAUUCCGGAGGGCGGCAGCCAUCUUGAAGACACUCCCACUUGCGGUGAAGAGGAUGGAGGACCUGCAGGGUCUGCCCUGUCUUGGCGACCACUCGCUACGCGUUGUCAAGGAGAUCUUAGAGUACGGGUCAUCACAGGAGGUGGAGUCAACGCGGCACUCAGAGCAGUUUCAGGCCAUGAAGGCGUUGACGGGCAUAUUUGGAGUCGGGGUGAAGACAGCUGAUCGUUGGUUUAGGGAGGGACUCCGCUGCCCAGCAGACGUGGCCAAAUCAGAGCAGAGACUGAACAGCUCCCAGCAAGCAGGCUUGCUGCACCACGAGGACCUCAGCCAGCACGUCAGUCGGGCAGAAGCCGACGCCAUUGGUCAGAUCGUAGAGAGGGCGGUGCAGGAAGUCCUGCCAGGAGCUCAGAUCACACUGAUAGGAGGAUUCAGGAGGGGAAAAGAAACGGGCCAUGACGUGGACUUCCUCAUCACUCACCCAGAGGAGGGGAAGGAGGAGGGCCUUAUGCCCAAAGUGGUCCAGUGGCUGGAGACUCAGGACCUGCUCCUGUAUCAGAAAACUACCAGGAACUCCUACCUGGAAUCCAAAGAGGGGCCUGCACGGCCCCCUAACAACAUGGAUCGCUUUGAGAGGUGCUUCUCCAUCUUUAAGCUGGAGCGGAGAGACUCAGGGGAAGCACACUCAUCUGCCCAGGCCACGGAGGGGGAACCUGGGGGUGGGGAGGGACGAGCCCCUGGGCCAGAGCCACUGCCACAGCGCCGCCCUGCUGGAUGGAAGGCCGUCAGGGUGGACCUGGUAGUCAGCCCCUUCAGUCAGUUUGGGUUUGCUCUGUUGGGCUGGACUGGCUCCAAGCUGUUUGAGAGGGAGCUGAGGCGCUGGGCAGGUCGGGAGAAGAACAUGUCCUUGAGCAGUCACGCCCUCUACGACAACAGCAAGGGAUGCUACCUCAGAGCCAGUACAGAGGAAGAGAUCUUCAGCCACCUGGGACUGGACUACAUCCCACCAUGUGACCGCAAUGCCUGAUUGGUGAAGAGGUCUGUAGAAGGGGGGAAUCAGCAGCUGAAUCCACUCUUCGGUUCCUGUGUGGAUCCAAAACCUGUAGAACCCAAAGAAUCUUGUAUAACUCUGCUCUGCACCUAAAUUCAAAUCUGCACCUCAAAAUGGCCGCUCAGGCUGAUUCACCGCACUGCAUCGGCUGAUUCCCCCGUUAGUCACCAGUGGUUUCCAUGAGUCACGAUAUCUGCUGGGUCACUUCCUCGCUUCCAGAGCAUCCCUCGCAUGUGAAGAAAAGAGCCUCAAGCUCAGAAAAGAAAACGCCUGACUUGCAAGAGGAUUAUUUUGCUUCUGUUUUGGUUUGUAUGUUCCGCAAUAACAUUCCUUAUUCUUCACUCUCAUGCCUUUAUGUUUUUAGAAAUGUUAGAACUAGCUGUAUUUUCUUUGAAAAGGUGUGAACAUGGACUUAGAUAUGAGGUAUUUCAUUUUGCUGUGAUGUGUCAGUGCCUUCACACACACCCACAUAAAGGCUGGGGUCACCCUUAAGUGAACAGCUCUCAUCUGCCCUGACUCACUCUGCUCUGGGCUCAUUCCAAUGCGUUUGCUUUGCAGAUAUGAAACGCUAUAUCCACUGCAUAAUGUGCUCUUACCAUUUGUUACUGUCUACUGCAGAGGACUUUCAUCUCUAAAAUUCAUCAGGGGACACGGCUCCUGACACUAUGAAAUGUUACAUGACAUUUUUUACGGUCUUAAUCUAAAUAGUUCUAUAGCCCUGCGAUUGAACAGCUGUUAGUUUGACACUAUGUUAGGUCCUUGUAUGGUCUUGAACUGUCUUGACAUUUUUUAAUAUAUGGCAAAAUGCACUUUAUAUGUCAGAGCUCUCUCAACCAAGUAUUUGAAAUGGAUUUACAGUUGUGUACAAUGACCACGGUCUUGGACAGAUAUUGAGAUUGAACAGACUGAGAGUUUAAUGUCGAGCACAAUGACCGAAAGUGACGUGACUGACUGCAGAGAUGUCUAGUGUGUGUGUUGAAAUCUUACAGGGUGUACACACCACUACCUCGAUGGUAACAGCUGCAGGGGCUGAUUUGGUUGCUAGCAUAUGAUAGCUUUGCCUGUAUUUCCAUUUAGGUUUUGUGAAAUAGAGAAGCAAGCAGUGCCUUUAGGGAAGUAGCAUAUAACACUGUAAGAAUGAAAUGGCAGAUUUAAUAAUUGUGUGUGUGUGUGUUGUUAGUGUGUGUGUGUGUGUGCGUGCGUGCGUGUGUGUGUGUGUGUGUGUGUGUGUGUGUGCGUGCGUGCCUGUGUGCUUAUAUACAUUUUGUAAUGGUGAGACAAAUUGCACAGUAUGUGUGUAAUCUGUAUGUGAGCAUAUCAGCUUUUCUCAUCAGUGUAAACAUGGCUUGAUAGUUAUUUAGCAUAAUAACAGCCCAAACAAGCCCAAACUACCUUGUUUUAUCUGUCCUGAAACGGGAAACCGGAAACUUUUAACAUCCAUUUCAAUAAAAUUUACCUUAAAAUAUAUUUUAAGUAACCAUUUGUUGUCCCAACAACAAAAAGGUGUUUGGAGGUGGGGGAUUGUGUGAUGAAACAGAUAUGUUUUGUGGUUUACAUACAUACAUACUUACACUCACUCUGUUUUUGUCUUUCUGUCUGACACACACACACAUCACACACUGUGGUUCUUUCUCAGUUUCAACAGGUGUUACAUUCACUUUCUUAUCAGACAUGGUACACACACAUACUGUAAUGCAGGCCUUAUGCUGUUUAAAGUUCUGUUAUAUAUGAGAUGUUUUGUUAAGUUAUACUAUUGUUAUUGGUUGAAAUGUUAAUUUUAUUAUUAUGACACUGGUUGAAAGCAUACCACUGUGACUGAGCUGUAUUACCUUGGUACUUUUACUUCUGUUCGAGUCUGCAAACACAGGUAUGAAAAGUCUUGAGAUGUUCAAUGUGAUGACCCAUAUCUUGGAGAUAAAACACACCUGGCUGUUCAGUGUUCCGUUUAAACAGGAAGACAUGUAGGACAAACGAUGCAAAAACUCAAGCUUUUGAAAUAAAGGAGCAAGACUGGUGACUAAA